AUGGAUGCAUGCGUUUCCGUUGGCUCGACCAGCGACUGUCAACACCAGUUCGAAGGCCCGCUUGUACUACCACCAGACCUACUGCGAAACAAACUCUCCAUCCAGUCGCUACCAGCAGAGCUCUUAUCAGAAAUCCUCGUUCACGCUGCAGCGCUGGAUCCACCUCACCCGCCGAAACGCACGGUUCGUGUUGAGAUCGAUGGCGACGACGCUGCGUAUGGCCCGGAUGAUACCAGGACCAUCGAAGCUGAGGGAGAUGUGGGGCAAGCCGGGAACAAAGGCUUCUCCUCGCUUUCUCGCGAAGUCUGUCGAUACUGGGAAACUCUCGCUGUCAAGCACACGCCGAUCAUGUGGGCCAACGAAGUUGGAAAGCAUCCCGAAGGACUCGCCACUGUCAUAUCGCGCGCAGGACAGUGUCCUCUGACGCUGACUUUACAUGGAGCCAGUGACCGGGUCGACAUCGCACCUGUUUUCGAUUAUUUGAUAAAUCAUCCUGACGUCUCUCGCCGCGUGAAGCGAAUAUUCAUAUACGAGCACCGACGCAACGCAUUCACGAGGAGGUGGCUAGCUUCGAUCCGCCAAUGCGCUUUCGAAAACGUGUGCGAGAUUCAGAUCGUUGCCUAUGAAUCCGAACCCUUCACCGCAGACGGGACUCCUCUACCGUUUCCACAACUCCAAGGAUUGACAUCGUUGAAGUCCGUCGUGUUGACAGACAUCGGGCUGCAGUUCCCAGACAGUUGUCUGUCCACGCUCACGAUGAACGCGCGAGAUCCCGACUACGAUUACCAACCCGCAUACAGUCUGGAGAUCUACACGCUACUGUCUUCUCUGGAACAUUCUCCAUCAACUCUCGUCGAACUACACAUUGACUUUCCUGAGCUCUUCGAAGAAGACGAGUCACCGAUCGGUCCACCGACCGAAAGGGUGCGACUGGACAACCUCAGAAUUCUAAGAUAUACCGACAGGAGUCCAAAGUCCGACAUGACCAAUUCGGAGACUGUUACGCGGUUCAUCGACCAAGUCUCUUAUGGCAGCAAAACCAAAGUAUCCCUCUAUCUUGUCUUCGAAGAUUUGGAAUCCAUCCGCUCGGUAUCUUCCAUCAUUCACGCACUUUAUGGGGCCGGGACGCCAAACGCCUUUGGGGUUCAGAUCCUGUCAUCUGCCCACGACGAACUUCUUACGCUGGCUUUGUACCCGAUGCCGGAGGGCAAACUGGCAGAGGCCGCCAAAGACAAGCCGAACGAGAUCGAGACGUUUCUCGAUGCCAUAUUUGAACCAGACCAAGAGGGCAACGCUCGCCAUAUCUGCGACAUCGGCAUACAGUACCUCGAAGGACUCUCUGCCCAUUCUGUAGUUCAAGAGGCGCUGCACGAUAUCGAGGUUCACGCUUUGCAGGUAGUCUCAUCAGACAUCGACACGUAUACCGGAAUUCUUGUAUCGCUCCCAGAAGACACACCUUCACGCUGGAUAGAGGUCGGCGAGGACGAGCUCUGA
Molecule: messenger RNA, 1494 nt
Organism: Peniophora sp. CBMAI 1063
Lineage: Eukaryota; Fungi; Basidiomycota; Agaricomycetes; Russulales; Peniophoraceae
Source: the annotation of a GenBank genome assembly